AUGGGCAUGGGGGGCAUCUACAAGGUGUCAACUUCCCCCCCAGCCACUCUCCCUGUGACCACAGCGCCCGAGCGGGUGGGAAUUUUGCUCGACUAUGAGGCCGGCGUGGUCUCCUUUUACAACCUCACUGACAGGUCCCACCUCUUCACUUUCACCAGCAGCUUCUCGGAGACACUGCGCCCUUAUUUCAGCCCUUCCGUCAAUAAGGGGGGGCAGAACAGAGCUCCCCUGACCAUCUGCCCCAUCCCGACUCAGCCCUGAGGUCCUGUCAAGGACAGUGAUGGUCCCGGCUUGGAUGGUCCCAUCUGUGUUGGGCAUCGCCCACCUGCCCAUGGUGCCGCGCUCUGCCCCAGCCCUUCUGCCUGGUGGGAUGGGGCUUGGGUGACCCUCCUUGUGCCACCCACCAGCUCCCAGCCCAGCCCUGAUGGUAUUUGGCCCCUGCGUGUCCCCUCCAGCAGCAUAUGCCAAAGGCCCAUCCCACCUCUUAAAUCUCCCGAAAAGGGGGUGCACCCCUGCACCCAUGGGCAGGCAGCACCAGGGCUCCCAGCCACCUGCUUCCCCUCUUUGUCCCCGAGGGUCUCUGUGCCAUGGAGGGAUGGGGGGACAUCCAGGACGAGUGCACAAUCAUCAGGCACCUGCAUCACCUGGGCACAGCAGGAUCACAUCUCCGAUCCAGAGGAUACCAAUACCUGUGUCAAUAAAGCAUCUGUUCUCCCGCCA
Messenger RNA from Struthio camelus australis, 720 nucleotides. NCBI's taxonomy places the organism in Eukaryota, Metazoa, Chordata, Aves, Struthioniformes, Struthionidae. The record is from RefSeq and is a predicted model, not a curated record.